AAUCACCACCAGUGAGUGUAAUCCCAGCCUCUUUUGCGCAUAAUAGUCUAAUUUCUGAGAGCGUAAAAUUUACUUUUUUUUUGCGUUUUAGAACUGUUAAAUCAAAGGUUAAAAUUCAUAAACUCCCAGCAUCUGGCCAUCUAGUCGCCCAGCUUAUUAGACUGGGCAACAUUGGGCAGCAGUAAAUAUUUUUCUCGGCAAAUUCGCUUAUGGGUUUAAGGUUGAGGGUGUUUAUGAGCGUGCGAAGUCUGCCCAUCAUCUUGCGUCGUAGACUUUCUUCCUCCGAGCACAGCAUGGCCAAAACAGCACUCCUGAUUCUAGCCGAAGGGGCUGAAGAAAUGGAAGCCAUCAUAUCCGCUGACGUACUGAGAAGAGCUGGGAUUGACGUGACAAUUGCUGGAUUGACGGGAAGCAGUCCCGUGAAGUGCAGCCGUGAUGUUGUUGUCGUCCCGGACAAAAGCCUAGACGAAGCCGUCAAGCAGUCCCCGUACGACGUGGUCGUGCUGCCUGGCGGCCUUAAAGGCUCGGAAAGCUUGGCUGCCAGUGCAACUGUUGGCAAGAUACUGAAGGACCAAGAGAAAAGUGGCAGGCUCGUUGCUGCCAUCUGUGCAGCACCCAUUGCCCUGAAGAGUCACGGCGUGGGUUGCGGAAAACAGGUCACGUCCCACCCCAGCAAAAAAGACGAAGUUGCAGCUGGUGACUACAAGUACAGUGAGAGCAGAGUGGUGGUGGACGGUCAGCUCAUCACCAGCAGGGGACCUGGAACCGCUUUCGAGUUUGCUCUGGCCAUAGUUGAGAAACUUGAGAACAAGCAGGCAGCUGAGAAACUUAUUUCUCCAAUGCUUGUCAAGGUCUAAUCUGGGUGUGUCUCUGGACAGGGCAGUUAUUUUCUUCUAGGAGUCAAAGGUGGUUCCUCGUAGCACUUUCCCUUUUUUUUUGGCAAUUUAUACAGUAACUGCCUUGUGUUCUGAAUGCAUAUAAUGAUAUGGGAAAAUAAAACUUUAUUUGAGUUCUUCA
This is a messenger RNA of Ixodes scapularis (black-legged tick), 1017 nucleotides long. RefSeq names its product Parkinson disease protein 7 homolog. Bases 210 to 857 code for a protein of 215 amino acids. Gene Ontology annotation, molecular function: protein deglycase activity. Lineage: Eukaryota; Metazoa; Arthropoda; Arachnida; Ixodida; Ixodidae. Gene Ontology annotation, cellular component: cytosol; nucleus. The record is from RefSeq and is a predicted model, not a curated record. The transcript is spliced from 5 exons. Gene Ontology annotation, biological process: protein deglycation, glyoxal removal; guanine deglycation, glyoxal removal.